Molecule: messenger RNA, 5611 nt
Organism: Toxotes jaculatrix (banded archerfish)
Lineage: Eukaryota; Metazoa; Chordata; Actinopteri; Toxotidae
Product: monoacylglycerol lipase ABHD2
Exons: 12
Coding region: 288-1583 (431 amino acids)
Biological process (GO): medium-chain fatty acid catabolic process; sperm capacitation; acylglycerol catabolic process
Cellular component (GO): sperm plasma membrane; sperm flagellum
Molecular function (GO): acetylesterase activity; monoacylglycerol lipase activity
Source: RefSeq, a predicted model, not a curated record
AUGUCAGAGUUACUGUUCCUAGCCUCGGCUCCGUGAAUCAGGGGGCGUCCUACAAGCCAAACAAACAAACGAAACGCCACGAAUAUAAAUAAGACCUUUUAAGCAGCAAGGAGUUGAUUUAUUUUUUUCCUGCUGAUGCUGAUGUUUGACCACAUCACUGUGACGUCACCUUUUGGCAUUUUCAGACUGUGGGGACAAGUGGUUGUUGGAGGCUGACUUCAACAUACAGUAUCUGUUGCUACAGCACCUUUGGCACCAAGAGGAUUAUUUAGGCUACCAGAAUAAUCAUGACCACCCACGAGUCAGACGUGGGCACCAUCGCUCCAGAGCUGCCGGCGAUGUUUGACGGCAUGAAGCUGGCAGCGGUGGCCACGGUGCUCUACGUAAUCGUCCGCUGCUUGAACCUCAAGAGCCCCACUGCGUCCCCUGAUCUCACCUAUCAGGACACGCCCCUCAACCACUUCCUUCUCAAAUCCUGUUCUCAGCUGACCAAAGAGUACAUUCCUCCCUUACUGUGGGGCAAGAGCGGUCACCUCCAGACGGCACUGUAUGGUAAACUUGGUCGGGUGAGCUCCCCUCACCCCAGUGGAAUCAGGAAGUACUUACCAAUGCAGGAUGGGGCUACUGCGACCUUUGACCUCUUUGAGCCACUGGGGGACCAUCGAACAGGAGAUGACAUCACCAUGGUGAUAUGCCCCGGUAUCGGUAACCACAGUGAGAAGCAUUACAUCCGAACCUUUGUGGAUUACGCCCAAAAGGACGGUUACCGCUGUGCUGUGCUGAACCACCUAGGAGCUCUUCCCAACAUCGAGCUUACCUCUCCACGAAUGUUCACUUACGGGUGCACAUGGGAGUUUGCGUCCAUGGUUGGUUACAUUAAGCGGACAUAUCCUCAGACCCAGCUGAUUGUGGUUGGCUUCAGUCUGGGUGGAAACAUUGUAUGUAAGUUCCUGGGCGAGAACAGGACGAACCAAGAGCGAGUGCUGUGCUGUGUCAGCGUCUGUCAGGGGUACAGUGCUCUCAGGGCUCAGGAAACAUUCCUACAGUGGGAUCAGUUCAGACGCUUCUAUAACUUUCUCAUGGCUGAUAACAUGAAGAAAAUCAUCCUCUCACACAGGCACAGUCUGUUUGGAGGAAGCUCAUUGAAAAUGAUAGAUGCAGAUCUUAGUCGGCUGUACACAGCAACAUCCCUCAUGCAGAUCGAUGACAACAUCAUGAGAAAAUUCCACGGCCACAGCUCUCUCAAAGAAUACUAUGAGAAGGAGAGUUGUGUUCAUUACAUUCACAAUGUGAAUGUGCCACUGCUGCUAGUGAACUCUGCAGAUGAUCCUCUGGUUCAUGACUCUCUGCUCACCAUCCCUCGCACACUAGCAGCAAAGAAACCCAAUGUGAUCUUUGCCCUGACACUACACGGUGGCCACCUGGGCUUCUUCGAGGGCGCGGUGCUCUUCCCCCAGCCCCUCACCUGGAUGGACAAAGUGAUUGUGGGUUACGCCAAUGCCAUGUGCCAGUGGGAGAAACAGAAACCGCCGUGCCAAAGUGGCCACCUGAGUGAGAGCUCCUGUGCAGAGGAAAAAGCUUAAACCUCUGUCCUUUGUAUCUCUCUCACUAUUUCUGUUCCCUCUCACCUCUCACCCUCUCCAACACCACUGUCCCAGCACUGAGGAGACACCUGAACUUAAACCUUAAACUGCUCUCUCUUCUCUGCCUUCUCCUCUGGUGCUACUCACUGCUACUGACCCACAUUUGUCCUCGCCUUCACCACAGUUCCCCUUUGUAAUCACCAUCACCUUACAGUAUGUGAAGGAACAAAAACAACAAACUGCCUUUGUGCUCCUUUCCGUUGCGAAAACUUUGAAUUCAGAGACGGGAAAGUUUUGUUUCUUUACAUGUACACAACAAUGAUCCUUGGCUAACGGAGGCAUUGGCCAAAUGUGACGAGAGAUGGAAGUUAAGCUGGCGUUAAAGGGAAAGUGAGAGUACCACUUUAGAGUAGUCCAGUGAAAAACAAGAGCACACAAGAAGCCUCCUAUUAAAGUAAACAAGGACUGUGCUGCAGAAGGUGCCCAUUUAGUGCACCUCUAAGAAGCUCACUGCUUAUCACCGCCAAGGCCAUAUAGCCUAGUCUGCUGUCUAAACCAACACAGCGUCUUUGUAGUGUGUGUGUGUGUGUGUGUGUGUGUGUGUGUGUGUGAGUGUGUGAGUGUGUGAGUGUGUGAGUGUGUGAGUGUGUGAGUGUGUGAGUGUGUGAGUGUGUGAGUGUGUGAGUGUGUGAGUGUGUGAGUGUGUGAGUGUGUGAGAGAGACCCACAGAUGUAGUUUGUAUGUCUGUGUGCGCUUGUGUAGACAGAGAGUUAAAGACUCCUGAUGGGGCAUGUGACCUUUGUGUUCGGUUGGUGUGAUCCAAAUUCUCUGUUCAUGGUCUACUGGCCUUUUUAAUGUCUGUUCUUUUGGGUGAACUGUUGUUUGUAGGAAAAGUAGAAAACAUAAAGAGUUAUGGUGGGAUUUUACACUUUAGUCCCAGCUCCUGGCAUCUUACAUUUGGCACUUGAAAUGAAAGUGUUCAGAGCUUACCAGACAUGACGGGAUUCAUACACAUUCCCUCGGUCGCAUCCUAUCACUUUGAUUCAAUGCACUUUAAACCCUGUAUGCCACAAUCUUUUUGGUUUUUUUUUCCCCUUGUUUAUCUCGUUAUUUAAGAUGCAGGUAUGGAGAUUAUUGAUUUGGAUUAAUUCUCCUUGUGACCGAGAGGAAGAACAGAAGGGAGCAAGGAUGAUAACAAGAAGUUAGAUGAUUCAGAUGUUCCCUGUGUUGUCUGUGGUCGGUGUCUUUGAGCCCUCUUACUCUUUUGUCUGCUUUUGAUCGGCUGCUGGUCCAUCCUUCUCUUACUGCACAGCCAGAAGCCUACUGCCACUGGACAGAGGCUAAUACUCAACCCUAUACACACCUCAUUUAAUGCAAACAUCUUAGUAAACGUCCGUAUUUUCCAGCAGGUGAUCCUGUGGUAUUGAAGUUUUGAAAAGGCAGUCUACUGAUUGGCUGGUGUGGUGCUAUUAAAGGAAGAGUUCAGCAGUGUGAAGCAGAUUUUUUUUGUUUUGAUGAUGAGUAAGAGGGUGGAGGAUACCAACUCUAAACCAAAUGUUUAUUUUAGUGGAUUGUUUGUAAAAUACUGCUGAUAGUUAUUGUGUAUAAUUAGAUGGAGAACACUGCAUGCGAGUAAGGAGAGACAGAUUUAAUGCAAGGGAAUAUUUUUGUUUCAAAGACUGCAUUGACGAGCUUUUCCUGUUUUCUUGACUGGACUUAGCGUUAAAGCUGCAACAACACAUGGACUUGAAAACUGCAGUUAAUAUCUAAAAAUGAUCACAAACCUGUUCUGAUAAAAUCUUUUUGUACUACUUGGACCUGUGGACUGUUCAAAUCUGACUGGAAACCUAUUGCAAACCUUGUUGUAAGGGAUUAGGAAGCUUCUUCCGAGGCGAAGUCCAGCCAAGUAAAUCUGUAAUCUAAAACCUGCCACUGAUCACUGUGAUAAGACAGAUGGGUGGUUUGAGAUGACAAAGGGACGCUCAGUGAUUGACAGCAGUGCAUCUUGUAAGGGUGUAUAGGCCCAGGUUUAUCCCAGUUGCAGAACGUUUGGCAUAGCAGGGCAAUUUCUGUAAUAGCACACACUAUCAAUCAUAGGGGUGUGCAGAAUAUUUAAAAACUAUCAAAUUCUAAGAGUCGAAAGCCUCUGUGAAUGCUAAACAGUUUUUCAGUUUUUGUUUACACUCACACUGACUGCGAACAACAACAAAACAGGAGGAACUGUAAUUCGACUCAUAACAUUAUGGCUGAGGGAUGAUUAUCCUCAGCUUCAAACUUCAUUCUUGGAAAUAGUAGCUUGGGUUGAGAUUAUUCCUGUCAAAAGAAUAGUGCUGUAUUAGUGAAUAAGUUCACUACUGAAGUUGUAUUGUUUUUUGGCUUAAGGACAAUUUCACAAACAGUUUCAGAUUCAGAGAUCUGUUGAUUUUUGAGAUGUAAUGGCUUAAACUUAACCUCCUUUGUUGGAGAUUAUUCUGUGCAAAUACUAUGAAAUCCAGGUAUUAAUCUCACCAGUGCUGGCUUGGCUAAAAUUAAACUCAGCCAAUAUCUAAUACUGAUCUGACAUCCACAUUUAAAAUCUGUACACCUCCCUGUGUGGUAUUAUAAGGUAAAGUGUGGCCAGGGAUUGCUGUGUUUGUAAGUCAGCAGCCCGCCAUGACUGAAUUCAUGAAACUGAAAGGGGAAACACUAAAUUUUGUAACGACCAUGAAUUUGAAAAAGUAUUGGUCGAGUGUUUGGUGUUUGGGUCGGUGUGUCUCUUUGAAAGGUUUUGAUUGAAAGGUGUGGAUGUGUCUGUCUCAGCCACCACCUUCCUUUCUUUGCCCCUCUGAAGAUUUAUCACCCUGCACUGGUCAAACCACAGAUCACUGCUGCCAUCUGUUGUCAGGGAGACCUAACUACAACUGCCAGUCUGAUGGCAGACAUCCUCUCAUUCACCUACAGAGACAUGACAGUGUUCAUGGUUCACUCUCAUUUCAACAACAAAACAACAAAUCCCGUGGUUUAGAUUUAUUCUGGCUUGUGGAAAAAUCCGAUGACUAUUGAUGACACCAGCACAAACCCAGUUUCUGCAGUGAGAGCCAUUUGUGUUCUUUUGCCCCCCAACUUUGCACAAACAUGCAGGUUUAGAUGUAUUAUUUGGAUGUAUUUUUUUCUAGUUCAUUAUUUUGAAUUAUUAUUUUCUAUUUUGUAUUGUUAUAAUGACUUUGUGUUAUUGUGCAAAUGCAUCAGAGUGUGAGUGCUGAUGAGUAAGUGUGUACUGUAUCAUAUCACCACCUCUGAUUGAUAAAAACCAAAACGUCUUCACUUUAACAAUAGAAAAACAAAAUGAUUAUAUAAAGAUAGUGUAUACUCAAAUAUUUGAGGGACCAGGGAUAAAAAAUAAAGGCAAUAACCAACCAGGAGGGAAUCUUUUUUUCAUUUUGAUGCUGUUGUGACAGGAAAUAGUGUCAAAGUCUGUUAGACCAAAUUAUGUCACAUACAUUGAGAUAGUUUCCAUAUGGAGCGUGGGAUCUGAUGUGUUUUACUGUGUUGAUAUGAAAAUGUGCUCCUCUGUACUUAUCCUAACCCCUGUGCUUCAAGCCUUUUUUUUUCCCAAGAUCGUGGGCUCAUGUUCAAUUGCUUGGAAACUGAGGAAGUCAAACAUAAACCUCUCAAGGGACUUAAAAUGUCAAUGAAUCCAAAAACACACCUCGUAUUGGGGCGAACAUUGCUCAGUGUUGUGUUGUUCUAGAAGGAUUUUUCAAUUGAAAUCUCAGCCUAAGCAAGUGGAUGAGAGCCCACAGUAUGUUAACCUACAGUAAUAAUUAUACAGCUUUAAUUUUACAUUUACAAACAUUUUGAUGCUGAAUGAUGGUUCAAGGAUGUGGAGACAACUAGAAGGAGCACACAUAGUCACACAACAUAAUGUACUCUGAUAUUGAACACUGGGUGUUUUUGUGGGAAGAAAACCAGUGGUGUGUGUGUGAUCUAAUUAUGUGGGGAAAUAUGGUUAUUGUGUUCCAAAAUAAAUUAUUUUCUCAAAAGAAAAA